This is a messenger RNA of Lycium ferocissimum, 565 nucleotides long. Its product is annotated as defensin J1-2-like. The transcript is spliced from 2 exons. NCBI's taxonomy places the organism in Eukaryota, Viridiplantae, Streptophyta, Magnoliopsida, Solanales, Solanaceae. The record is from RefSeq and is a predicted model, not a curated record. Gene Ontology annotation, biological process: defense response. The coding region runs from base 98 to 319 and encodes 73 amino acids.
UAUUAAUGGUCUCUUCACUCUUAAUUUCCACUAGUGAUCUUUGAUCUUUCACCCUAAUUAUCUCUAUCUUCACCCACAAGAAAAGAAAAGAAAAAGUAUGGCUGGCUUUAAGAAAUUGUUGGCAACCUUUUUCCUAAUGCUGAUGCUGGUUUUUGCCACUGAGAUGGCUGAGGCAAGGACCUGUGAGUCCCAAAGCCACAGGUUCAAGGGAACAUGCGUAAGGAAAAGCAAUUGUGCUGCUGUUUGUCAAACUGAGGGCUUUUCCGGUGGCCAUUGCCGUGGCGUUCGUCGCCGCUGCUUCUGCACCAGACACUGCUAAUCAAUCAAUAAUAUUUCUCGAGUUAAUUAAUCAGUUUCUUAUUUGAGUGUUUUUGUUAAGAAUAAUGAGUGUUGUCUUUUUUUUUUUCUUUUUUUGUCAUUUGAUCUUUCAGUUAUCGUGAAAAUAAGUAAGAAUCAAAAUGUACUCAGAAACUGAUCUUUCUAUUUCUGAAAUUUGAUGAUUUUGAUUGUGAGUCUGUUGUUAUUAGAACAUUUUGUUGGAAAUGUUUGUCCAUUUAUCUACUCA